AUGAAGCCGACGGACAAGAAUUUCCGCUGUGAUGUCUGUCAGCGUACGUUCACGCGCAUUGAUCACCUCAAACGCCACCAUUUGCGACAUUCGGGCCAGAAACCAUAUGCCUGUGUAUUCUGCAAUACCUCGUUCGCGCGCUGUGACAAUCUGCGCGUCCAUUAUACCGACUGCGCCAGGCGCGAAGGUCGCGAAAUUCCGGAGACGGGUCAGAGGGGUAGGCGGCGACAUGCCUGUCAAUCGUGUACCUCGAUGAAACUACGGUGCGAUGGAGCAAGCCCUUGCGGAUCAUGUCAGAAGAGAAACUUGAUGUGCAACAACGAGCGGACGGCAGGUGCGAUCCACCUCGUGGUCGAAGAAGGUACGACAAGCUUCAAGUCAACUUGUUUGCAAUGGAAGGCUCAUACAAGUCAUAUAGAGGUAUCGAGGAAAUCCGAAACCUGUGAAGAGCCAUCAUCCGACCGAGGAUCGAUCAAGUUCCUACUUAAUGGUGGCACCGAUAGCUUCACGGAAAACUUUCGACUUCCCCCACACAGCGAUCGUGCGCGCAGUCUCAACUAUCAUAAUACAAAUGACUUCGAGGAACCGCAAGGCACAGGGUUUCCAUACGGUAUCGAUACCUCUCAGUCGGAAUACGGCUCUGGCUUCAUUGACUCCAACUCUACUGCGCCGCAAUUCUUCCAAGAUACAUUCCUGGACUUUUUCCACGGACCUUUUGGUGAUGCACAUAAGCCCGCGGAGAAUCCUUAUCAUCCUGAUGAAUUGAGCUACCAGUCCGUCAUCCCUCCAGGGCAGCAUCUUACUACAUUGCCCGGAGAUCCACCGAUAUUUGAACCGGAGCGACCGUUCGCGACGACAUUAAUUCAUUUAAUAUUAACACAAGCGUGGCAGGUCCCGCUUGGCUCUGAAGCGCAGGAGGAGAUAUCUGCGAAUCUCAACUUUCUAUUGACCACUGCGCGCAUACGAAAAUACGUUGCGCUCUAUUUCAAAUACUGGCAACCUAGCUGUGCCAUGCUUCCUGUAUGCUUUGAUCCGGAGACAGUUCCCCCGCCGCUCUUAGCUGCGGUGGUCUUUAUGGGCGCAAUGUACAGUAGCGACAAGAGGGAAGUAUACAUCGCGAAAAGAGUGCUAGAUUUUGCAGAGCUGUUUAUCUUUGCGAGUGAUGUUUUCUCGGCGGAGAGUGAAAUCAGCGCCAUGUUCUCAGGUAGUCGGUGUUUCGACAAGAAAGACAGUGAUUGGCAUUGGUUCAAUAAAUUUCAGGCCGGGCUUAUCAUCACCAUUGUCCAAUACUGGUCAGGAAACCGUUUGUCUCGAAACCGCGCGAUGGAAAAUCGAUUCGCUGAGGUUGUGAGGGUUGCUCGACAGAUUGAGCUUGUCAAAGUCCGCCACCUUCCGGAUGACCAGGUCCUAGAGCACUUGUGGUUACAAAAGGAGAGUCGGAUCAGAACUAUUUGUAUAAUUUCGCUGCUGGAUGGCGCAUUCUUCUUCUUUCAAAACUUUCCGUGUCGCCUAACGCACACUGAAAUGGAAUGCGAUCUGCCCUCCGAUGAAUCGCUUUUCUUCUCCGAGCAUCCCUUCGCGGAGCCAAACUUUCGCUUUUCACGUGGCCUUAGGAUUUCAGAGGCCUUCAAAAAUUUGUUCGACGAAACGCCCGAGUCGAAUCCGAUGGACCUCAGUGCUUUAGACAUGUUUAUCUUGAUUCAUAUUUUAUUCUCAUUUAUCAACACCUAUAUGAAACUUCUCGGUUGUUCUAUACGCAUGGAUUAUAUCAAGAAUGCUAGGGAAAGUGCCGGGGUUAACACACAAGACACCACGAUUCCUGAAGAUUCUGUCCUCAUUGCCAUCCGGACUGCCCUGUCCCGCUGGCGUGACUACUGGGUCUCACUGCGCAAUAGAGUAACAAGUGACGAAUGGGCGUCCAUGGGGUUCUAUAAGAAUGGGUAUAACUUUUGGCUGGUAUCGCAACUGCUUAUCACCAGAAAGGACGCCGUUGAUGUGGUGAUGCAGAUGGAAGUGCACUGCGAGGAUAAAUUGGAGAAGCUCAAGGUGUUGCUUCUUGACGACCAGGAAGAUGCAUAG
Messenger RNA from Penicillium verrucosum, 2079 nucleotides. RefSeq lists its product as uncharacterized. Gene Ontology annotation, molecular function: DNA-binding transcription factor activity, RNA polymerase II-specific; RNA polymerase II cis-regulatory region sequence-specific DNA binding; zinc ion binding. The record is from RefSeq and is a predicted model, not a curated record. Gene Ontology annotation, biological process: regulation of transcription by RNA polymerase II. Gene Ontology annotation, cellular component: chromatin. The coding region runs from base 1 to 2079 and encodes 692 amino acids. The transcript is spliced from 6 exons. Lineage: Eukaryota; Fungi; Ascomycota; Eurotiomycetes; Eurotiales; Aspergillaceae.